AGGAGGGAAAGAGCGAGAGAGAGAGAGAGAGAGAGAGAGAGAGGAGGGGGGGGGGGAGAAAACGCCCUGGAAACUUUGCUUGGUCGAGGAGGAGGAAAAGUGUUAGAAUCCCAUCAGACCAAGUUGAGAGGCGCUCUUCUUUGGGCUGGGGAGACGAGGGAAGACGACAACACGCUUUCAAGGAUGCUCAAGCUCGUGUGAGGCUUCUCGGGCGCAACGAGGGCGCACAGAAGUCAAGACAACAAGAAGCAACGCAUCGGACUGAAGGACUGAAGCCCUUGGCCUCGCUUGAGCUAUCCAAGGAAGGUUGGAGGUGACGUUCUUUCCCACCAGGGCUUGAACGCAAAAGAAACAAAACAAGAUGGCUGACGAGGAGGAAACGAGGGAAGUGCUCUUUCCGGACUGGGAGGGUCCAGACAAAACUGGACUGACCAUUGAGCGGACAAGUGAAGGAGAGAUCUUUGUCAAAGAAGUGAAAGGAGAGUCACCUGCUGCACGAUCUGGGAAAGUGUAUGAAGGGGACCAGAUCGUGGGGGCCACUGUCUACUUUGACAACAUGAGCUCGGAGGAAACGGCUGAGCUCCUGAAGACGCUGAACCGUCACAAGGUUGGACUGAAACUACAAAACAAAGGCGACAAAUCACCUGGCUACUCGCCCCUGAGCACGCCCUGUCGUUCCCCGAUGGGCACCUUGACUUGGGAGGGGAGAGUUGGAAGCGCCAGUCCAGACAUCAUUCUCAGUGGGGAUGAUGAGGACUAUAAAAGGAUUUACACAAAGAAGAUCAAACCAAGGCUGAAGUCCGAGGACCUGGCCGAGGGAGUGGAUGUGCGCACGGAGCGGCACAGCAGCACGAGCAGCGACGGCAGCACAGUGACGACCAUCACCCGCCGUAUCACCACCUACACCGUGGACAUGCCGAGUGGCAUCAGCGAGCAGCUUGAGCUUUCGAGCCCAGAGUUCAAGGGCCAAAGGCAAGAAUCAGGGGACGGCUCGCCUGGUUUAAGAAUGUCCCAGGGCAGUCCUUCUGGCAAUGUGGGAGCCGAGGGAGGAGUUUUUGAUUUAGGCAACGUCUCUUAUAAACUAAGGGGAAACGCAAACACUGGUAGUAGGCACGUUUCAAUGGGAGGGAUGGGAAGUAGUGAUGUGUUCACAGACAGCGAAAGCAGAGCGUCUGUACCAGGAAAAGGAAAGCAGAUUUUGGUGACAUCCAUAGACAGAAGACAAGGCGAUGAGGGAACAAAGGUGAGGGUACCUGAAGUUACUGUCACUCACCCACAUGCAGAGGAAUCGGGCACCAUUCAUAUGCCAACAGUCUCGCUGAGUGAAGGUCAUACGGAUGCUGAAAGUGACCUGAAAGGUCCUUCUGCGAACGCUCACUUCAGCAUUCAAUCAAAGGUUUCUGACAGCAAAUACGUUAAAGGUCCCGAUAUGAACAUUGAAGUCACAAAGGGGGAUUUCACAGCACCUCAGAUAAACGUAACAUCAUUUGGAGCCAAGAGGUCAACUUUUGAUAUAAAAAGUCCAGAAGUGGAUAUUAGGCAGACAGGCCCCCAAAUGGCUGGCAAAGUGAAUGUGUCGACAUCCAAGAUAGAAGGCAACAUAAAAACACCUGAUGUUGUCAUCCGGAGUCCUGAGGUAAACACUGAAGCCCUAAAAGGACAAGGUCCAAAAGUCACAAUGAAUAUUCCCAAAGCUGACAUCUCAAGACCAAGCAUCUCCACGCCGAAUGUGGAAUUAAAUCUAAAAGGCCCUGAAGUCACAGGUGAUGGAGCUGUGUCAGUACCAGCUAUUGAGGGAGAUAUAACAGGGCCACAAAUGGAUAUCAGAGGCCCAAAAGUUGACAUCAAGGGGUCUCCAAGUGGGUUUGAAUUACCCAAGGUGAGAAUGCCAGAAAUCAGCUUUAAAGGUCCAAAACUGGAGGGCCCCGAAGGGCCCGAGGUAGACAUUGGAGGACUUCGUGUUGAUAUUGACAGUCAAGGAGGAAAGAUCAAGGCACCUCAAAUAAAAACCACUGGAUCCAUCAUCACUGCGCCAACCGUGGACCUGCGAGGCCCUGAAAUGAAAGCUGAUGUGUCAGAAAUUAAUAUCAAAGGUCCAAAGUUUGACACCAAGGGAUUGACGACUAAAAUCACAGGACCAAACAUCUCCAAGCCUAAUAUGGACUUCGAUCGGACAGGACCAAUGGUCAGAAGCAGUGUCGAUGUGUCACUACCAAAUGUACAAGCAACUGAAAUUGAACUGACAGGACCCAAAAUUGACACAAAAGGGCCCAAGACAGGCAUUGAUAUUGACGUUACGGGCCCAAAGGUUGAAUUGCCAAAAGUUGAUGUCAACCUCCCGAAAACUGACAUUGACGCACCGAAUGUUGACAUCAAAAUCAAGGAAUCGACAAUCAAGAUCCCUGGACUAUCAGGACCAACCGUCUCAAUGGGGAAUGCGGACAUCAAUCUGACAGGCCCAAAAGUCAAAAGUGAUGGAGAUGCAUCGGUAGAAACUGUCAAAGUUGGUAUAAAAACACCAGGAAUUGAUAUCAAAGGUCCAAAAAUGGACACCGAGGGGUCUAAAACUGCAUUUUCUUUGCCAAAAUUUGGCUUAAAAGGUCCAAGCAUAGAAGGUUCUAAUGUUAACAUCAACCUUCCCAAAGCAAACAUCGAUGUGAAGGUCCCAGAUGUUGAUGUCAAGCUCCCACAAGGUGAAGGUCCGAACGUGGUAGGUCCUGACAUUGAUAUGAACUUCCACAAGUCUAAUGUUGAUGUCAAGGUCCCUGGGGUUAAAUUGAAAGCACAAGAAGUUGAUGUUACUCUCCCCGAAGCAGAUCUUGAAGUACCAGAUGCUGACACUGGUGGUCUAAGUGGCAAAAUCAAGGGAGCCAAAUUCAAGAUGCCAAAAAUAUCGGGGCAAAACAUCUCCAUACCCGAUAUCGACUUACAUCUGCAAGGUCCCAAGGUCAAAGGCAAUGUAGAUGUGACUGUACCAAACAUCGAAGGAGAAAAAGCAUCAGGAAUGGAUUUCAAAGGUCCAAAAGUCAAGAUCCCUGAAGUCGAUGUGUCAGCGAUUGAAGGAGAUAUUAAAGCUCCAGAAAUUGGAUUUAAAGGCUCCAAGGUUGACAUUAAGGGGCCAAACACUGGAUUUGGUUUACCAAAAUUCAAAAUGCCUAAUUUAGGUGUUAAAGGUGCAAAUGUGGAAGCUCCCGAAAUGGAUGUCAAACUACCCAAGGCUAAUAUUGACGUUACGGGUCCUGAGACUGAAUUGCAAGCCGAUUUGAGCAUUAAAUAUCCAAAACCGGACAUCAAAACACCUGAUUUUGACAGUGAUGGUCUAAGUGGCAAGAUCAAAGGACCCACAUUCAAGAUACCAAAUAUAUCAGGUCCAAAUGUGCCUGGUGUUGACAUACAAGUGAAAGGUCCCGAGGUCAAAGGUGAUGUAGAUGUGUCUGUACCAAAUAUCAGAGGAGGAAUAAAAGCACCAGGAAUGGAUAUCAAAGGAGUCAAGAUCCCAGAAGUCGACAUUCAAAGUCCUGAAGUGGAUGUCAGUCUGUCUGCAGCAGAUUUGGAUAUUAAAGGACCUGAGUUGGAUGUCAAAGGACCAGAUGUUGACAUUGACAGUCCCAGUUGUAAGAUCAAGGGACCCAAAUUCAAGAUGCCAAAAAUAACAGGACCAAAAAUCUCCAUGCCUGAUGUGAACCUAAACUUGAAAGGUCCCGGGAUGAAAGGCGAUGUCGAUGUGUCACUACCAAAUGUCGAGGGAGAUAUACAACCUCCAGAAAUGAAUAUCAAAGGACCCAAUGUUGAUGUGAAAGGUCCCGCGAUUGGAUUACCAAAAUUCAAAAUGCCAGAAUUUGGUUUGAAAGGUCCUAAAGUCGAGAGUCCUGACGUCGACAUAAACCUUCCCGAGGCUAAUAUGGAUGUCAAUAUCCCAAAAGUUGAUUUGGACAUCAACACACCAGACGUUGAUGUUGAUGUUGAUGUUGGAAAGACCAAGGGGCUCAAAUUCAAGAUGCCAAAAAUAACAGGACCAAAAAUCUCCAUGCCUGAUGUGAACCUGGAUUUGAAAGGUCCCGGGAUGAAAGGCGAUCUAGAUGUGUCACUACCAAAUGUUGAGGGAGAUAUACAACCUCCAGAAAUGAAUAUCAAAGGACCCAAUGUUGAUGUGAAAGGUCCCACGAUUGGAUUACCAAAAUUCAAAAUGCCAGAAUUUGGGAUGAAAGGUCCUAAAGUGGAGAGUCCUGACGUCGACAUAAACCUUGGCGAGGCUAAUAUGGAUGUCAAUAUUCCAAAAGUUGAUUUGGACAUCAACACACCAGAUGUUGAUGUUGAUGUUGAUGUUGGAAAGACCAAGGGGCUCAAAUUCAAGAUGCCAAAAAUAACAGGACCAAAAAUCUCCAUGCCUGAUGUGAACCUGGAUUUGAAAGGUCCCGGGAUGAAAGGCGAUCUAGAUGUGUCACUACCAAAUGUCAAGGGAGAUAUACAACCUCCAGAAAUGAAUAUCAAAGGACCCAAUGUUGAUGUGAAAGGUCCUACAAUUGGUUUUGGAUUACCAAAAUUCAAAAUGCCAGAAUUUGGAAUGAAAGGUCCUAAAGGGGAGAGUCCUGACGUCGACAUAAACAUUGGCGAGGCUAAUAUGGAUGUCAAUAUCCCAAAAGUUGAUUUGGACAUCAACACACCAGACGUUGAUGUUGAUGUUGACGUUGAUGUUGGAAAGAUCAAGGGGUCCAAAUUCAAGAUGCCAAAAAUAACAGGACCAAAAAUCUCCAUGCCUGAUGUGAACCUGGAUUUGAAAGGUCCCGGGAUGAAAGGCGAUCUAGAUGUGUCACUACCAAAUGUCAAGGGAGAUAUACAACCUCCAGAAAUGAAUAUCAAAGGACCCAAUGUUGAUGUGAAAGGUCCCACGAUUGGAUUACCAAAAUUCAAAUUGCCAGAAUUUGGGAUGAAAGGUCCUAAAGUCGAGAGUCCUGACGUCGACAUAAACCUUCCUGAGGCUAAUAUGGAUGUCAAUAUCCCAAAAGUUGAUUUGGACAUCAACACACCAGAUGUUGAUGUUGAUGUUGGAAAGACCAAGGGGCUCAAAUUCAAGAUGCCAAAAAUAACAGGACCAAAAAUCUCCAUGCCUGAUGUGAACCUGGAUUUGAAAGGUCCCGGGAUGAAAGGCGAUCUAGAUGUGUCACUACCAAAUGUCGAGGGAGAUAUACAACCUCCAGAAAUGAAUAUCAAAGGACCCAAUGUUGAUGUGAAAGGUCCCACGAUUGGAUUACCAAAAUUCAAAAUGCCAGAAUUUGGGAUGAAAGGUCCUAAAGUGGAGAGUCCUGACGUCGACAUAAACCUUGGCGAGGCUAAUAUGGAUGUCAAUAUUCCAAAAGUUGAUUUGGACAUCAACACACCAGAUGUUGAUGUUGAUGUUGAUGUUGGAAAGACCAAGGGGCUCAAAUUCAAGAUGCCAAAAAUAACAGGACCAAAAAUCUCCAUGCCUGAUGUGAACCUGGACUUGAAAGGUCCCGGGAUGAAAGGCGAUCUAGAUGUGUCACUACCAAAUGUCAAGGGAGAUAUACAACCUCCAGAAAUGAAUAUCAAAGGACCCAAUGUUGAUGUGAAAGGUCCUACAAUUGGUUUUGGCUUACCAAAAUUCAAAAUGCCAGAAUUUGGAAUGAAAGGUCCUAAAGUCGAGAGUCCUGACGUCGACAUAAACCUUCCCGAGGCUAAUAUGGAUGUCAAUAUCCCAAAAGUUGAUUUGGACAUCAACACACCAGACGUUGAUGUUGAUGUUGAUGUUGGAAAGAUCAAGGGGUCCAAAUUCAAGAUGCCCAAAAUAACAGGACCAAAAAUCUCCAUGCCUGAUGUGAACCUGGAUUUGAAAGGUCCUGGGAUCAAAGGCGAUGUCGAUGUGUCACUACCAAAUGUCAAGGGAGAUAUACAACCUCCAGAAAUGAAUAUCAAAGGACCCAAUGUUGAUGUGAAAGGUCCUACAAUGGGUUUUGGCUUACCAAAAUUCAAAAUGCCAGAAUUUGGAAUGAAAGGUCCUAAAGUCGAGAGUCCUGACGUCAACAUAAACCUUCCCGAGGCUAAUAUGGAUGUCAAUAUUCCAAAAGUUGAUUUGGACAUCAACACACCAGACGUUGAUGUUGAUGUUGGAAAGAUCAAGGGGUCCAAAUUCAAGAUGCCCAAAAUAACAGGACCAAAAAUCUCCAUGCCUGAUGUGAACCUGGAUUUGAAAGGUCCUGGGAUCAAAGGCGAUGUCGAUGUGUCACUACCAAAUGUCAAGGGAGAUAUACAACCUCCAGAAAUGAAUAUCAAAGGACCCAAUGUUGAUGUGAAAGGUCCUACAAUGGGUUUUGGCUUACCAAAAUUCAAAAUGCCAGAAUUUGGAAUGAAAGGUCCUAAAGUCGAGAGUCCUGACGUCAACAUAAACCUUCCCGAGGCUAAUAUGGAUGUCAAUAUUCCAAAAGUUGAUUUGGACAUCAACACACCAGACGUUGAUGUUGAUGUUGGAAAGAUCAAGGGGUCCAAAUUCAAGAUGCCCAAAAUAACAGGACCAAAAAUCUCCAUGCCUGAUGUGAACCUGGAUUUGAAAGGUCCCGGGAUGAAAGGCGAUCUAGAUGUGUCACUACCAAAUGUCAAGGGAGAUAUACAACCUCCAGAAAUGAAUAUCAAAGGACCCAAUGUUGAUGUGAAAGGUCCUACAAUGGGUUUUGGAUUACCAAAAUUCAAAAUGCCAGAAUUUGGAAUGAAAGGUCCUAAAGUCGAGAGUCCUGACGUCAACAUAAACCUUCCCGAGGCUAAUAUGGAUGUCAAUAUCCCAAAAGUUGAUUUGGACAUCAACACACCAGAUGUUGAUGUUGAUGUUGAUGUUGGAAAGAUCAAGGGGUCCAAAUUCAAGAUGCCAAAAAUAACAGGACCAAAAAUCUCCAUGCCUGAUGUGAACCUGGAUUUGAAAGGUCCCGGGAUGAAAGGCGAUGUUGAUGUGUCACUACCAAAUGUCAAGGGAGAUAUACAACCUCCAGAAAUGAAUAUCAAAGGACCCAAUGUUGAUGUGAAAGGUCCUACAAUGGGUUUUGGAUUACCAAAAUUCAAAAUGCCAGAAUUUGGAAUGAAAGGUCCUAAAGUCGAGAGUCCUGACGUCAACAUAAACCUUCCCGAGGCUAAUAUGGAUGUCAAUAUUCCAAAAGUUGAUUUGGACAUCAACACACCAGAUGUUGAUGUUGAUGUUGAUGUUGGAAAGAUCAAGGGGUCCAAAUUCAAGAUGCCAAAAAUAACAGGACCAAAAAUCUCCAUGCCUGAUGUGAACCUGGAUUUGAAAGGUCCCGGGAUGAAAGGCGAUCUAGAUGUGUCACUACCAAAUGUCAAGGGAGAUAUACAACCUCCAGAAAUGAAUAUCAAAGGACCCAAUGUUGAUGUGAAAGGUCCUACAAUUGGUUUUGGCUUACCAAAAUUCAAAAUGCCAGAAUUUGUAAUGAAAGGUCCGAAAGUGGAGAGUCCUGACGUCGACAUAAACCUUCCCGAGGCUAAUAUGGAUGUCAAUAUCCCAAAGGUUGAUUUGGACAUCAACGCACCAGAUGUUGAUGUUGAUGUUGGAAAGAUCAAGGGGUCCAAAUUCAAGAUGCCAAAAAUAACAGGACCAAAAAUCUCCAUGCCUGAUGUGGACUUACACCUGAAAUCUCCCAAGAUCAAAGGCAAUGUAGAUGUGUCCGUCCCAAAAGUUGAGGGAGAUAUAAAAGUUCCAGAAAUUGAUAUCAAAGGUUCAAAACCUGACAUGAAAGGUCCUACCAUUGGUUUUGGAUUACCAAAAUUCAAAAUGCCAGAAUUUGGUUUGAAAGGUCCAACAGUCGAGGGUCCAGAAAUGGACAUAAACAUCCCCAAGGCUAAUGUUGAUAUGAAGGUCCCUGAAGUUGACAUUCAGGGCCCAGAAGUUGACGUCAGUCUCCCAAAAUGUGAUUUGGACAUCAAAGGCCCAAAAUUGGACAUUGACGCACCAGAUGUAGACGUCGGUGGUCUAGGCGGCAAGAUCAAGGGACCCAAAUUCAAAAUGCCCAAAAUAUCAGGACCAAAAAUCUCCAUGCCUGAUGUGGACUUACAACUGAAAGGCCCCAAGGGCAAAGGCGAUGUAGAUGUGUCAGUCCCUAAGGUUGAGGGGGAUAUAAAAGCUCCAGAAAUUGAUAUCAAAGUUUCAAAACCUGACAUGAAAGGCUCUGGCUUUGGAUUACCGAAAUUCAAAAUGCCAGAAUUUGCUUUGAAAGGUCCAACAGUAGAGGGUCCAGAAAUAAACCUCCCCAAGGCUGAUAUUGAUGUCAAGGUCCCUGAGGUGGACAUUCAGGGCCCAAAAGUUGACGUCGGUGAUUUGGACAUCAAAGGCCAAAAAUUGGACAUCGAAGUACCAGAUGUUGACAUUGACAGUCCCAACUGGAAGAUCAAGGGAUCUAAAUUCAAGAUGCCAAAACUCUCAGGACCAAGCCUGCCCAGUGUGGACUUCAACCUGAAAAGCCCAAAAGUCAAAGGUGAUGUAGAUGUGUCAGUACCAGGAAUUGAAGGCAAUGUUAAAGCCCCAGAAAUUGAACUAAAAGGCCCGAAAGUUGAUAUUAAGGGGUCCAACACUGGAUUUGAUUUACCAAAAUUCAAACUACCGAAAUUUGGUUUGAAAGGUCCAAACGUGGAAUGUCCUGACUUUGAUGUUGAUGUUAAGGGCCCUGAUGUUGAAUUGCAAGCGCCAGAGUUGGAUGUUAAUCUCCCAAAAGCAGAUUUGGACAUUAAAGGUCCAACAAUGGACAUUGAAGCACCAGAUGUUGAGAUUGAUGGUCUAGGUGGAAAGAUCAAAGGACCCAAAUUCAAGAUGCCAAAAUUAUCAGGACCAAACAUCUCCAUGCCUGAUGUUGACCUACAUCUGAAGGGUUCUAAGGUCAAAGGCGAUGUAGAUGUUUCAGUACCAACCAUCGAGGGAGCGCCAGCAAUGGGUAUCACAGGUCCCAAAGCAGACGUGAAAGGUCCUUCGAUUGGUUUUGGAUUACCGAAAUUCAAAAUGCCAGAAUUUGGUUUCAAAGGUCCGAAAGUGGAGGGUCCACACAUUGACAUAAACCCCCCUGAGGCAAAUUUUGAUGCCAAAGUCCCCGAGGUGGAUGUCAGUCUUCCUAAAGCUGAUGUGGACAUCAAAGGCCUGAAGAUGGACAUCGAAGGACCAGACGUUGAUGUUGAGAGUCCCAGUUGGAAGCUGAAGGGACCUAAUUUCAAGAUGCCAAAAGUCAAAAUGCCAGGAUUUGGCUUUAAAGGUCCAAAACUAGAAUGCCCUGACGUUGACGUCAACCUUCCCAAACCUAACAUUGAUGUCAACAUGCCAAAGGUUGACGUUGAAGGCCCUGAAUUUGAUGUCAGCCUUCCAAAAGCUGAUAUAGACAUGAAGGGCCCUAAGGUGGACAUCGAAGGACCAGAUGUUGACGUUGAUAGCCCCAGUUGGAAGUUCAAAGGGCCAAAUUUCAAGAUGCCAAAAGUCAAAAUGCCAGAAUUUGGCUUCAAGGGUCCUGACAUUGAUGUCAACGUUCCCAAGGCUAAUAUUGAUGUCAACAUGCCAGACAUUGAUGCCAGUCUUCCAAAAACCGAUAUAGACAUGAAGGGCCCUAAGGUGGACAUCGAAGGACCAGAUGUUGAUGUUGAUAGCCCCAGUUGGAAGUUCAAAGGGCCGAAUUUCAAGAUGCCAAAAGUCAAAAUGCCAGAAUUUGGCUUCAAGGGUCCUGACAUUGAUGUCAACGUUCCCAAGGCUAAUAUUGAUGUCAACAUGCCAGACAUUGAUGCCAGUCUUCCAAAAACCGAUAUAGACAUAAAGGGCCCUAAGGUGGACAUCGAAGGACCAGAUGUUGAUGUUGAUAGUCCCAGUUGGAAGCUGAGGGGACCUAAUUUCAAGAUGCCAAAAAUUUCAGGCCCAAAAAUCACCGUGCCCAGUCUGGACAUCAAUAUGAAACGCCCAAAAUUGAAAGGAGAUGUAGAUGUGUCAGUACCAAAUAUUGAGGGGAACAUAAAAGCACCGGAAAUUGACAUGAAAGGACCAACCCUUGACAUUAAGGGACCGAACGCUGCGUUUGAAUUACCAAAAAUCAAAAUGCCAGAAUUCAACCUAAAGAGUCCAAAUCUAGAGGGCCCUGACAUUGAUGUGAACCUUACCAAGGCUAACCUUGAUGUCAAGGUCCCUGAUGUUAAAUUGCAAGCUCCAGAAGUUGAUAUUGAUCUCCCGAAAGCAGAUUUGGACAUUAAAGGCCCGGAAUUGGACAUUGCAGCACCAAAUGUUGAUGUUGAUAGCCCCAGUUGGAAGUUCAAAGGACCUAAUUUCAAGAUGCCAAAACUAUCAGGACCAAAAAUCUCCAUGCCUGAUGUGGACUUCAAUCUGAAAGGCCCCAAGGUCAAAGGCGAUGUCGAUGUGUCAAUACCAAACAUCGAGGGAGAAAUAACAGCACCAGAAAUGGAUAUCAAAGGUCCAAAAGCUGGCGUGAAAGGUCCGACGGUUGAUUUUGGAUUACCAAAAUUCAAAAUGCCAGAAUUUGGUUUGAAAGGUCCAAAAGUGGAGGGUCCAAAUGUCGACAUCAAACUCCCCAAAGGUAGCCUUGAUGUCAAGGUCCCUGAUGUUAAACUGCAAGCACCAGAAGUUGAUAUUAAUCUCCCGAAAACAGAUUUGGACAUUGAAGGCCCAGAAUUGGACAUUGAAGGACCAAAUGUUGAUGUUGAUGGUCUAGGUGGCAAGAUCAAGGGACCCAAAUUCAAGAUGCCAAAACUAUCAGGACCAAAAAUCUCCAUGCCUGAUGUGGACUUCAAUCUGAAAGGCCCCAAGGUCAAAGGCGAUGUUGAUGUGUCAAUACCAAACAUCGAGGGAGAAAUAACAGCACCAGAAAUGGAUAUCAAAGGUCCAAAAGCUGGCGUGAAAGGUCCUACAGUUGAUUUUGAAUUACCAAAAUUCAAAAUGCCAGAAUUUGGUUUGAAAGGUCCAAAAGUGGAGGGUCCAGAUGUCAAUAUCAACCUCCCCAAGGCUAAAGUAGAUGUCAAUCUCCCAAAGACGAAUUUGGACAUCAAAGGCCCGGAGAUUGACAUUGAAGGACCAGAUGUUGACAUUGACAGUCCCAGUUGGAAGAUCAAGGGACCAAAAUUCAAGAUGCCAAAACUAUCAGGACCACACAUCUCUAUGCCCGAUGUUGAUUUCAAUAUUAAAGGCUCUAAACUCAAAGGUGAUGUUGAUGUGUCAUCACCAAAUAUUGAGGGAAACAUUAAAGGACCCGACGUGGACAUAAGUGGUCCAAAAAUGGACAUAAAAGGGAUUACAACUCCAGAAAUUGACAUUAAAAAACCGGAUGUUGAUAUUCAGAGUCCAGGUGGCAAGAUCAAGGGACUAAAAUUCAAGAUGCCAAAACUCUCUGGACCAAACAUCUCCAUGCCUGACGUGGAUUUCAAUUUGAAAGGCCACAAGAUCAAAGGGGAUGUAGACGUGUCAGUACCACAUAUCGAAGGAGAUGCAAAAGCACCCGAAAUUGAUAUAAAAGGUCCUAAAGUUGACAUUAAGGGAUCCAAGUCUGGGUUUGAAUUACCAAAAAUCAAAAUGCCAGAAUUUGGUUUUAAAGGUACCAAACCAGAGUGUCCCGAUAUUGACGUCAACCUUCCCAAAGCUAAUAUUGAUGUCAACAUCCCAGGGGUUGACAUUGAAGGCCCCAAAGUUGAUGUCAGUCUUCCAAAAGCUGAUUUGGACAUGAAGGGCCCUAAGGUGGACAUUGGAGGACCAGAUGUUGAUGUUGAUAGCCCCAGUUGGAAGUUCAAAGGACCUAAUUUCAAGAUGCCAAAAGUCAAAAUGCCAGAAUUUGGCUUCAAGGGUCCUGACAUUGAUGUCAACGUUCCCAAGGCUAAUAUUGAUGUCAACAUGCCAGACGUUGACGCCAGUCUUCCAAAAGCUGAUAUAAACAUGAAGGGCCCUAACGUGGACAUCGAAGGACCUGAUGUUGAUGUUGAUAGUCCCAGUUGGAAGUUCAAAGGGCCGAAUUUCAAGAUGCCAAAAGUCAAAAUGCCAGAAUUUGGAUUUAAGGGUCCAAAUCUAGAAUGCCCCGAAGUUGAUGUCAACGUUCCCAAGGCUAACAUUGAUGUCAACAUGCCAGACGUUGAUGUCAGUCUUCCAAAAGCUGAUAUAAACAUGAAGGGCCCUAAGGUGGACAUCGAAGGACCAGAUGUUGACGUUGAUAGUCCCAGUUGGAAGUUCAAAGGACCUAAUUUCAAGAUGCCAAAAGUCAAAAUGCCAGAAUUUGGCUUCAAGGGUCCUGACAUUGAUGUCAACGUUCCCAAGGCUAACAUUGAUGUCAACAUGCCAGACGUUGAUGCCAGUCUUCCAAAAGCUGAUAUAGACAUGAAGGGCCCUAACGUGGACAUCGAAGGACCUGAUGUUGAUGUUGAUAGCCCCAGUUGGAAGUUCAAAGGGCCGAAUUUCAAGAUGCCAAAAGUCAAAAUGCCAGAAUUUGGCUUUAAGGGUCCUGACAUUGAUGUCAACGUUCCCAAGGCUAAUAUUGAUGUCAACAUGCCAGACGUUGAUGCCAGUCUUCCAAAAGCCGAUAUAGACAUGAAGGGCCCUAAGGUGAACAUCGAAGGACCAGAUGUUGAUGUUGAUAGCCCCAGUUGGAAGUUCAAAGGGCCGAAUUUCAAGAUGCCAAAAGUCAAAAUGCCAGAAUUUGGCUUUAAGGGUCCUGACAUUGAUGUCGACGUUCCCAAGGCUAAUAUUGAUGUCAACAUGCCAGACGUUGAUGCCAGUCUUCCAAAAGCUGAUAUAGACAUGAAGGGCCCUAAGGUGAACAUCGAAGGACCUGAUGUUGAUGUUGAUAGUCCCAGUUGGAAGUUCAAAGGACCUAAUUUCAAAAUGCCAAAAGUCAAAAUGCCAGAAUUUGGCUUCGAGGGUCCUGACAUUGAUGUCAACGUUCCCAAGGCUAAUAUUGAUGUCAACAUCCCAGACGUUGAUGCCAGUCUUCCAAAAGCUGAUAUAAACAUGAAGGGUCCUAAGGUGGACAUCGAAGGACCAGAUGUUGAUGUUGAUAGCCCCAGUUGGAAGUUCAAAGGGCCGAAUUUCAAGAUGCCAAAAGUCAAAAUGCCAGAAUUUGGCUUCAAGGGUCCUGACAUUGAUGUCAACGUUCCCAAGGCUAAUAUUGAUGUCAACAUGCCAGACGUUGAUGUCAGUCUUCCAAAAGCCGAUAUAAACGUGAAGGGCCCUAACGUGGACAUCGAAGGACCAGAUGUUGAUGUUGAUAGUCCCAGUUGGAAGCUCAAGGGACCUAAUUUCAAGAUGCCACAAAUCUCAGGCCCAAACAUCACCAUGCCAAAUCUGGACAUCAAGAUGAAACGCCCCAAACUGAAAGGGGAUGUAGAUGUGUCAGUACCAAAUAUCGAGGCAGAUAUACAAGUACCCGAAAUUGAUGCAAAAGGUGAUCUUGAUGUAUCAGGACCAAGUAUGAAGGGGGAUAUAAAAGCCCCAGAACUGAAACUCAAAGGCCCCACACUUGAAAUCCAGGGAUCCAAGAGUGGAUUUGACUUACCAAAAUUAAAAAUGCCAGAAUUUGGCUUCAAAGGUCCGAAGGUAAAAGCACCAGAAGUUGACGUAAGCCUCCCCACAUCCAAGGGUAAUAUCGAAGGAAACAUUCAAUUGCCAAAAACAGAACUUGACAUUUCAGAUGUUGCCGUUGAUGUUCCUGAAAUCAGCACAAAGAAACCGAAAUUCAAAAUGCCAAAGUUUGGAUUCAAGGGUCCAAAAAAGACUAAAAUAGAUUUAAAAGUACCAAGUGUCGAUGUGAAAGGUCCAAAGUUGGAAGAUCCUGAUUUUGACAUCAGCCUCCCCAAGGCAAAUAUUGAUGUUGACAUGGACAGUCCCACCGGUAAGAUCAAGGGAUCAAAAUUCAAGAUGCCAGAUGUGGACUUCGGUCUGAAAGGCGCUAAACAUACAGGUGAUUUGGACUUGUCACUACCAAAUAUUGAGGGAGAAAUGAAAGGACCCAAAAUUAACGUCAAAGUCCCCGAGGGUGGCAUCAAGGGACCUAAUAUGGGAUUUGAAUUGCCAAAAUUCAAAAUGCCACAAUUUGGCAUCAAAGGUCCACAAGCGCAGUGUCCUGACAUUGACGUCAACCUUCCCAAAGCUAAUAUUGACGUCAAUGUCCCCGGGGUUGACAUGAAAGGGCCUCAAGUUGACGUCAGUCUCCCAAAAACUGAUGUGGACAUUAAAUGCCCCAAGAUGGACAUUGAAGGACCGGAUGUUGACAUUGACAGUCCCAGUUGGAAGAUCAAGGGGCCAAAAUUGAAGAUGCCAAAACUGCAAGGACCAAACAUCUCCUUGCCUGAUGUGGAUUUCAGUGUAAAAGGCCCUAAACUCAAAGGUGAUGUAGAUGUGUCAGCGCCAAGUAUUGAGGGAGACCUACAAGCACCUGAUGUGGACAUCAGCGGCCCAAAUGUUGGCAUAAAGGGUUCCACCUCUGGUUUUGGAUUGCCCAAAUUCAAAAUGCCCGAAUUUGGCAUCAAAGGUCCAAAACUGGAGGGUGUAGAAGUUGAUGUCAAUCCCCCAACAGCUGAUGUGGACAUCAAAUGCCCUGAGAUGAAUCUCCCAAAAGCUGAUUUGGACAUUGAAGGACCAGAUGUUGACAUUGACAGUCCCAGUUGGAAGAUCAAGGGGCCAAAAUUGAAGAUGCCAAAACUGACAGGCCCAAACAUCUCCUUGCCUGAUGUUGAUUUCAAUGUGACGGGCCCGAAACUCAAAGGUGAUCUAGAUGUGUCAGCACCAAGUAUUGAGGGAGACCUACAAGCACCUGAUGUGGACAUCAGCGGCCCAAAUGUUGGCAUAAAGGGUUCCACCUCCGGUUUUGGAUUGCCAAAAUUCAAAUUGCCAGAUUUUGGCUUCAAAGGUCCAAAACUGGAGGGCGCAGAAGUUGAUGUCAGUCCCCCAACAGCUGAUGUGGACAUCAAAUGCCCUGAGAUGAGCAUUGAAGGACCAGAUGUUGACAUUGACAGUCCCGGUUGGAAGAUCAAGGGACCAAAACUCAAGAUGCCCAAAGUCUCAGGACCAAACCUCUCCAUGCCCAAUGUUGAUUUGAAUAUUAAAGGCCCAAAACUCAAAGGUGAUGUGGAUGUGUCAGUGCCAAAUAUAGAGGGAGACAUAAACAUAUCUGAUGUGGACAUCAAAGGUCCAAAAGUUGACAUUGAGGGACCGAAGGCUGGAAUAGCAUUUCCAAAAAUCAAAAUGCCUGGAUUUGCCAUCAAAGGUCCAAAAAUGGAGGGUCCGGAUGUUGACAUAAACCUUCCCAACACUAAUAUUGAUGUCAAGGCCCCAGAAAUUGAUGUGAAUCUCCCAAAAGCUGAUUUGGACAUUGAAGGACCAGAUGUUGACAUCGACAGUCCCAGUUGGAAGAUCAAGGGACCAAAAUUCAAGAUGCCAAAACUGACAGGCCCAAACAUCUCUAUGCCCGAUGUUGAUUUCAAUGUGACGGGUCCGAAACUCAAAGGCGAUGUAGAUGUGUCAGCACCAAAUAUAGAGGGAGACAUAAACGUCAGAGGCCCAAAUGUUGACAUAAAGGGUCCCACAUCUGGUUUUGGAUUGCCAAAAAUGAAAAUGCCAGAAUUUGGCUUCAAAGGUCCAAAAGUGGAGAGUCCAGACACGGACAUAAAACUCCCCAAAGCUAAUAUUCAUGUGAAGGCCCCAGAAGUUGAUGUCAAUCUCCCAAAAGCUGAUUUGGACAUUAAAUGCCCCGAGAUGAGCAUUGAAGGACCAGAUGUUGACACUGACAGUCCCAGUUGGAAGAUUAAAGGACCAAAAAUCAAGAUGCCAAAACUGACAGGACCAAAUAUCACCAUGUCUGAUGUGGAUUUGAAUAUAAAAGGCCCUAAUCUAAAAGGUGAUGUCGAUGUAUCAGCACCAAGUAUUGAGGGAGCCAUACAAGCACCUGACGUGGACAUCAAAGGUCCACAAGUCGACAUCGAGGGACCCAAGACUGGAAUAGGAUUUCCAAAAAUCAAAAUGCCUGAAUUUGGCUUUAAAGGUCCAAAAGUGGAAGGUCCGAGCAUUCCAAAGGGCAAUAUUGACAUCAAGGUUCCGGAGCUUGACAUUGAAGGCCCUCAAAUUGACGUUGGGCUACCAACAGCCGAUUUGGACUCCGAGCUGAACAUCCGAGGACCAGAUGUUGACAUUGGCGGUCCGAGUGGUAAGAUCAAGGGAUCUAAAUUAAAGAUGCCAAAACUCCCCGGAGCAAAGAUCUCCAUGCCAAAUGUUGAUGUCCAUGUGAAAAGUCCCGACCUUAAAGGUAAUGUAGACGUGUCAGAACCAAGUUUUGAUGGAAAAAUAAAAACAGCAGGAUUGGAUGUCAAAGGUCCAAAAGUUGCCACAAAGGGUCCCAAGGGUGCCUUUGAAGGCCCCAGCAUUAAAGGAGAAGUGGAUGUCUCAUACCCUGAUGUGGAUGUCAACAUAAAGGGGAAAAAGGGUAAAUUUAAACUUCCUAAAGUCACAGGAAAGGGAAAGAAAUCCGAUUUUGACACAGAAACACCAACAAUCGAUGUCGAUGUAGACACACCCAAAACGAACGUUCAAAGAACAAAAGUGAAGAAGCCUCUUUUUGGUAAGCUACAUUUUCCUGAUGUGGAAUUUGAUAUCAAAUCCCCCAAAGUGAAAGGUGAUGGAUCUUUAUCUGAGGAUCUGAAAUCCCCCGAUAUCGGCUUCCAGGGUUCUGUUAGCAACAGUCAGGAUAUUACCCUUGAAGGCUCAGAUGUGAGAUUAAAGACACCCCAAAUCCGACUUCCAAGCAGCACAAUCGGGGGCCUUCGAUAUCCCGAAGGUACAGUCACAUUUCCUAAGCUCAAGUUACCAAGGUUCGGUUUUAGUUUGCCCCAGUUUGAGGACCAGGCAGGCGAUGGAAAAGGAUCACUGAACAUUGCAGCUCGUGGAGGGCUUCACGGUUCGCAGGAUAUUGCCGUUUCUAGUCCAGAAAUAAGGUCGGGUGAAGGAAAGAUGAAGGUUAAGAUACCAAAUUUCUUUGGAAAAUCAAAAGCAAAAGGCAGGAGCGCAGGGGACCUUCGAGGUCCAGAGGUAGAACUGAGUUCAGGUGGAAAAGGCAAGGUCUCGAAAGAUUUCAGUCUCCAUAGCGGAGAGGGAAAAUUACAUUUAGAGGGAGACGCUGGACUCAGUGUUUCGCCCAAAAGUAAGUCAGCGUCACUGGAUCUUUUCAAGAAGUCGAGGCAUCGUUCGUCCUCUGAUGAGGGUGGGCUUACAGUUGCUUCCCCUUCGGGACACCUCGAAGCGGAGGACGCUGGUAUUUCACUCGACCUCAAGGGACCAAAAGUGGAAGGAAAGAAAGGCAAGUUGAAAUUUGGCACGUUUGGAGGUUUUGGUUCAAAGUCGAAGGGCUCGUACGAAGUGACGUACGGCGAGGCCGGUGCGGCGGCGGCAGAGGGGAGCGCAGGUGUGUCGUUGACCACCCCAAAAUCGAGAUUGUCAUCGUCGUCGUCGUCCAGCAGUGACAUUGGGUCAAGGGGUGCUUUCAAAUUACCCAAAAUUGAACUCUCUGUAUCGCCAAAGAAUGAAUAAUUAGUUGAUGACUUAAAUUCACUGAUCUGAAAACGGUUCUCUCAGUACAGGAAAUAAGUCCAAGGCCGAGAAAACACAAAUCCAUCUCAUAAGUAAUACGGACAAAGCAGAGAGUUUAAGCCCCAUCAGACUGUAAAUAAGAUCGAAAUGUAUUGUAAUAAAUAUUGUUUUUUUUUUUUGUACAUAGUCAAGAUUUAUUGAGCAUACGCCACCAAAUUUUCCACUAAUGACUUUGCUUCUGCUAUUGCUAUUUUGUCCUGUUUCAUUCAAUUAAAAAAAUGUCGAUGAACGGUUGUGGUAUAAUUCUGGUCAGAGUAGUUAUUUGAAGGAAAGUGUUGUUUCUACAGCAGUUAUAGACAGUUUUACUUCAACGCUUUGAUUUUGUUUAACCAGCGCGGAAAUACUUCUGCAUCCUAAACGGGGGCCUGUAUAACAACAUAUUGUAUUCUUUUCAGUGUGAUGAUGUUUCAUAGAGCAUAAAUGCAGUCACCGUGUUUAGAAACUGUCAUGUAUUUUCCUGCACAUUUUUGUCACCCUUCAAAGAUUUAGCCACAUUUGGAUGUUACUUUCAGUCGAAUCUCUUUUAUUGUACCUUCUCUUUUCACAAUAAAAUGCAAUUAAAUGUCAUUGUUGGUGUUUGUAAAUUGAUCAGACGUGAGAUCAGAUUUGUUUUUCUCCAUUUUUUGUGUGCAUUCUGUCAGAUAAAAACAAUUAAAUUGUAUAGAAAGUUC
Messenger RNA from Doryrhamphus excisus (bluestripe pipefish), 18276 nucleotides. NCBI's taxonomy places the organism in Eukaryota, Metazoa, Chordata, Actinopteri, Syngnathiformes, Syngnathidae. The record is from RefSeq and is a predicted model, not a curated record.